This is a messenger RNA of Rangifer tarandus platyrhynchus (Svalbard reindeer), 3291 nucleotides long. NCBI's taxonomy places the organism in Eukaryota, Metazoa, Chordata, Mammalia, Artiodactyla, Cervidae. The record is from the annotation of a GenBank genome assembly.
AAUCUGCGCCGGUGUCGGGUGGAUUCUGCUAAAAAAUCUGAAAAUACAGGGUUCCGCGGUUUGCUGGUUAAAAUCCUCGAUAAGAACGACCGCGACGCAAGAAUGCUGACUGCCGGACAUCUGACCCGUGACAAACUAGCCUUAUACAGCGGCCACGUAAGACUGUCCUACAACAUUUCACGAUCUCUCUCCGGCGUAGGAACAGCGCCGUGGAUUUCUAACCAGGUCGUCGAGAAAAGCUAUAAUCUCGCGGACGUGUCGACGCCUCUCGAAACAGUUGAUGACAAGUGUUUUGCCAUCCGCUUGAAAGGAGAACUUGCAGAUGUCUACUGCGCCAAGUCAGAACUGAAGCGAAAUGUGCGGACCGGACGUAGCGGAGAAUUAUUUGUUCCUCGGCAGGGAUAUUGCAGAAAUGGCGGCAUGUACGAGGCGCAAGCGGAGCAGAAAGAAAUCCCUCUUAACGAUGAAAGAGUACCUAAAAAACGGAUAUGCAUACCGCACUAUGGGAACGGAAUAAGGGGGGUCCUCGCUUCUCCUUAUCGAGCGCGCCCAGGUCAAUCGCGCAGCAGAAUACAAUAUGCAAUUAAGCAGACGGACUACUGCGUUCUCCGGCACACAGGGAGGAAACGCACUGUCACACCGGAUUUUACGCAAGCUAUUGGCAAGACGCACGCAGGAGGUUCACAAUCGUCCCUGGGAAACUACGAUACUACAGCGCACGACCACGUCGCAGCCUAUGGGCGUUCGAGUGAAUCCACAAGUCUUCUCCGCGUGUGGAAACGCGAGCAUUGCCGACUUCAUCUGGAGAUGCACCGUUUUAAGGAGCCAGGCACGCUGACUGCUCGCGUUCUCCGCUCACAGCCUUUGAAUUCGUCCGGGCUGAAACGUAAAGCGCCGACUGACUACAGUUCUCCUCCUACAAACCUACGUCGAACCAGACUGUCCGACGUCAGUUCUUUCCUUCGAUGCUCGGCCGCGUUAUCGCUCCAUGGAUCUCUGUUUACUGGAAGCAUGGAGCUGCCGCAUUGCUGCGCCAACUCGCGUUCGCGGGUGUUUCGUGAGCGGAGAAGAAAAGAACCUGGCUAUCACAAGAAAGCCCUGCACCUUCUGCGUCGGCGCAGACCGUUAGCAAUCCGUUUUGUCGGUCGUGUGUACUUCAUUACUCCUGGAAGUCAACAGUUUCAGCAGCCGCUCCGAUUGUUGCUGAUGGAGUCCACAUCUGACUUUCCUCAGACGGCAUCAACAGAUCAUCUGCGUCAAGAACUGCUGUUCGAUUUUCCGGAAACGACAAGCAGAGAACUUUUCUUCUCCGGGGCGUGGGCGGAAGCGCUGAACUUUGUCGAUCUCGACGACGUGUUGACGUUCACGUGCACAACGCCAACGUGGCUCCCUGCUGAGAAAAUGCGAGCCGUCUACUCCCGGUCGAAGGUGUGGUUCUCGGAAGAGCAUGACAUGCGUUUGGAGGUGGAGGUUCACCGUUUCCUGCGUGGCAGCGGAACAGUGGUGUCAACUCGAGUGGACAUAGCGUCUGCAAGCCUUUUUUCCUUGGGUGCCUCCUGUACAGCUAAUAGCAAGCAGAAGGACAGCUGGGCUCAUCCUACAUGGAAAGUGGAAUCCUGGGGAGCUUUUCAAGACGUGUUGGCGUCUGAGCGGACAUGGGGCACGGAUACGGGGAGAGAAGAGGAGGCACAAGGAAAAGACUCUAGAGUAUCGACUCAUAAGCUCACGACUGAGCCGGCAUAUAUUUCGGCGAAGGCGACGCCGUCCCAGUUACAAGCGUCUGCUGUAAAGCGCCAGCAGCUGGCGAAUGAACACACGCCUCGACUACGAGAACCAGUGAUUCAUCUGCAAGGUAAGCGUAAGAGCCGCCACAGGAACGAAAAUAUCCCGAAACGCUGUCAUAGUAGGAUAAUACAGCCCUCGCCGCGGGCUGCUCGCAUUCUCCGCCGGAUGAUCGCAAGAGGCGUCUACAACUCCGCCCGUCCUCGCGUACGCCUGAGCCAACCGGCUGAGAACCAGUCAUGCGUUCGCUGCCACGAGCUGAGGCGGCCUAGGUCCGUGCGUAUUCUCCCCCGAAUGGUUGCAGGGAGCGCCUAUCAUUCCGCCAGUCGUCGCGCCCGUCUAAUAAAACCCAUUGAGGGUCAGCUUUGCGGCAGCUAUACUAAGUUGAUGCGACCUACGACCCCGCGUAUUCUCCGCCGGCUGGUUGCAAGAGGCGCCUGUCAUACGGCCGGUCCUCGCGCGCGCCCGAUAAAACCCACUGAGAGUCAGCUGUGCGGUCGCUAUUCAAGAUUGGUGCGACGUACGGCCGGUCGUAUCCUCCCCCAGACGACUGCAAGAAGCGCCUAUCAAUCGGCUACUCCUGGCGCACGCUUUCUGAAACCCCCCGAGAGCCAGCAAUGUGUCCGACAUACAAGUUUCGUGCGGUCAAAGGCAUGUCCACCACGCCCGUCAUCGUCUGGCAAAACUGAAUCAGCUACUCCACUAGAACAUCAAGAGCCAGCCAAUAAGUCACAAAAGCAGAAGUACUUCCGCCAUCUUCUUAUGGGGAGAAGGCACCAGAUGCUCGACGCGCCCGUCUGGGAGGUGACUAGGGCGUGGAGAUCGGACUGCUUUCGUAGGGAGACUGGUACUGGGCCGUCUUCGAGCCACAGAGUACCCGACAUUUCCGCUACAUCUAAGUCCUACCCAACCCGGGAGCGUUUGAGAGUCUCUCGUGCUCGCGUGGGCGGUGGAAUCAGACGACGUCGGCUUAUCAUAUGUGCGAGGAGGAUACGCGGCGAGAGGGACACCCGUCCGGCGUUCAUUCGGCGAAGGAAAGCCAGGGGACUCGUCAGGGGCGCAGACACGAACAGCGACGGAACAACCAGAGGCCGCCACGCUGAAGUGCACACCAAGUGCAUAUCGGUGGAGGAGAAUAGAGCGACUCUCAGCAAGCUCAGAAACACUCUAUGGGUGGACGGAUGCAGAGCCGAACAGAGGAGGUGCGUGCCGCGGCACUUCCUCCGCUCCGGACCCCCCUCCUCUCUGCGUUCCUCGGACAAUCCAGGAGCUCUUGAGCGUGACAGGGUCGCUGCUACCAGCGGGAGGAGCACUACGCCAGAUCUUCAUGACAGAGGGGUGGAAAUCCCCGCUCGUAAUUCUCCGCUGUCUUCCUCGACAUCAGUAGCAGAUCUCAGUACACAGCGCCACAGCGAGCUGGAGAUCCCGGCAGAGUUCGAUGAAUCCCCUUUUUGUCUCGGCUUCUCCCUACGAGGUCUGAGCGACUGCGAUACGCCGCCUAGUAAGUGA